Molecule: messenger RNA, 896 nt
Organism: Chaetomium strumarium
Lineage: Eukaryota; Fungi; Ascomycota; Sordariomycetes; Sordariales; Chaetomiaceae
Product: WSC domain-containing protein
Exons: 2
Coding region: 178-840 (220 amino acids)
Source: RefSeq, a predicted model, not a curated record
GAGAGGCAUCCAAGGGGGCCAGCCGACAGUCUUUGCCUGCGUCGUCUUGCAUUCCGCUCGUUAUCCCGGUAUAGUUAGUUACCUAUCGUUCCUUGCUGACGGUCUCGCCUUCACCGUCGUCCCUUCAUUACCCCCGACGCAGGACCUGUUCACUCACUAAAGGUCCCCGCCAUCAACAUGCGACUCCGCGCAGGCCAAGUGGUCUUGGCCGGCGUCGCUCUGCUGGGCGCGGUCCAUGGCCAGGCCUACUACGGCUCUGUCCACGCCGAGCUCGAGGCCUGCGAUGGAGACAACUUUGUACGCCUCGGCUGCUUCGGCGGCUUUGCCGACGCCGCCAGAGACUAUUUCACUUUUAGACCGCAGGGGUUCGACGAAGUAAAGCCCUCGCACAGCUUCCCCGGAUACGACCCGGGUUCCGCCCUCAACAACACGGUCACGCCGCUCGACUGUGCCCGGGCUUGCCGCGGUUUCGGAUACAAGUUCGCGGCACUCGUCAGUGCGACGUGCACGUGCGGCACCCAGCUGCCCGAUGGAUUGUCCGAUGGCGGGACUUGUGAUGUCCCUUGCCCUGGCGAUGCGCGCCAGACCUGUGGUGGCGCCGAGGAUGCGGUGGUCAUGGUUGACCCGACUUACGCGGCCAGCGACCAGGUGCCUCCCAGCCCCUCCAACCCCACCGUUGCCGCGUACUAUCAAUAUCUGGGCUGCUUCAACCUCGAUAUGAGGCACGAGUUUCCCAUCGAGGAUCAACGGGCAACGCAGCUGGUACAGGAUAUCGAUGCCUGCUUCAACCUGUGUGCGGGCAUGGGCUAUCCGCUGGUCCACGGUUCGGCGGCUGGGUGAGUUCUAGUAUCACUCGCCGAGAAGGAAACAACGAAGAGGGGGGGCUAGCUGACCAG